Messenger RNA from Paramuricea clavata, 6518 nucleotides. The record is from the annotation of a GenBank genome assembly. Lineage: Eukaryota; Metazoa; Cnidaria; Anthozoa; Malacalcyonacea; Plexauridae.
AUGACCGUAAAAAUUGAACGUGCGGAAAUGAAGCUGAGAAAUAAGCUAGAGGACGUAGCUAUAGUAUUUGCUGGAUUGGGAAAAGCAACGAAACCUUUGUUGAAUCAAAUCCUUAUACAACCUCGUACCCAGGGUAUUACCUUCGAUACUCUGGGUACGACGUUGAUCGUUAUAUGUGUGUGUUGUGUUGUUUUUUUCUAAGAUAAAAUAAGAGUUUAAGUGGCAUGUCCGUAGUCAGUGUCACUGCAAUGAAGAACGUGUGUUGUCUAUCGAAAACUUGAAAUAUAUGAAUAAAACGGGUUACUAAAUCGGCUGCGAAAUUAUGUUCACUUCCUGGGGGUAAUGGUAAGAAAGAGAAAAACAGAUUGCAGUGCAAUCUGUUUUUCUCUUACCAUUACCCCCCCCCCCAGGAAGUGAACAUAAUUUCGCAGCCGAUUCAGUAACCCGUUUUGUACAUAUAUUUCAAGUUUUCGAUAGACAACAUACGUUCUUCGCCUGGCACAGGCCGCACAUGCAGGUAUAUAUAAAUAGACUUACCCUUAUUAUGGUAAUAUAGAGUAUUUUUUCCAAUUCUUUGCUGACGACCUAUAUUUGCAAUGCCAAUCUGUUGUCGCGUAGGAUGAAUCCGCAACUCAAAUUUCAUGCACUAUAUUUCAUAUUUUGUGAACAAAAGCUUAUGACACAAUAUUAUUGUAUAUCACGUGAUACUCUGACGUGACUGUUAGAAUCUUUUUUUGUUUUGUUUUGACAAGGCAUGUAUACAUACCAUACAUGCCACCAGAAAUCCGCAUACUGCAGCACAGAGGUCAGUCAAGGUUCGACCGUGUCGAACAAAAGAUAAAAUAAACAUUGUCGUUAUAAGACAAAUAGCAGUUAUACCAAUCGAUACUUCUUCGAUCUACAGUUCAUAUAUAGAGGAUAUUACACGGCUGCGCGAAGAUAUUACUUUUAUCUUCGAGUGGUGAAACAUUAUUUUACGAAUGAGCACAGGGAGUGAGUAAAAUAUUGUUUUUAACACGAGAAGAUAAGAGUCAUAUCUUCAAGCCACCGUACUUGUAAUGUUCUGUUUAUUAUAUAGUCAAAAAUGUUAUUAUAGGCUAUAAGCAAAAAAUUGUGAAAUUUCACGCUCAAAAGCAAAUUGGAAAAAGUCACGUGAUCGAUAUCUUCACCAGUGAAGUAUGGAAAAUAUCUCGCUGUGUAUUUUUCAGUAUCUCACUCUCUGCUAUAUAAUAAAAUAUGAUAUAGUCAUCACAGUCAAGAAACACAUAGUCAUAGCCAAAGGCCACAACAAUAUACAAGUGGUUGUCACAUGAUACACAAGUGGAUAUUUAAUUUUCAGAUCAUUCUCGAACGGAAGUCUUUGUUUAAUUUUCGCGUAAACACAUUUUUCCAGAUUAUUCGUUAUGGCUUGUAACUAUAUAUAACGUAUAUUCAAAUUUGCAAUAUUCUUUGUUGUCCAGUUCCUAUUCGACAAUAGGGGGACGAAAAUAAUCAGACUUUUUUUCUGCCGGGCUGGGAAAAUAUUUUGUCUGAUGGUAUUUUUAGGUUAGAAGCUGGUAACUGCAAUUUAUGAAUUCGAAUAUAUGCUCAGUUUUCAGAAAGAUGGCUUGCAACAUGCUUGCAAUACGCGUACUCAUUUUUCCAGAUUAUUCGGAAAAGGGGUUGUUGGAAAGUAUAUAUUGGCUAUUGCUAUGUGAUAAGUAUUUAAUAUUAUAUAUAGCAUAUAGCCAUAGCCAUAGCCAUGCACAGAAUAAUAUAACAUAUCAUAGCUAUACUAUAGCCUGAUGAUAGGAUAUAGGCCUGACAUUCAUGCAGGUCACAUUGAGUAUUGGAGUAUUGCCAACUAUUGCAGCUAUGCCGUUCUUAUAAACUCAUAUGAAAUUCACGAAUUUCGCCAAUUUGGUAUUAAUCGUUGCAUCAGUUUCUCAAAGGAUAAAUCCCACGCAUGUACAGUCAACAGAUUUAUCUUUUUAUAAGUUCUCCCGAAGAAAGUUGAGUGAUUUGCUUCGCUAUGCGAUUGGGCUUCGUUAAUUAUCUAUUUUAUAAUAUGCACUCUGAUUAGUUGCAUGGAAACAAGAUAUAAGCCAGAGUACUCGUGUUUCCGUUUCUGUUUUUGAGGGUGGUAACGGAGUGUUUUCAAUUCCGCAUCAGCCUUGCCCGCCCUUGGGAAGUAUAAAUAUCUGACUGCUGUUGCUAAGUAACAUAAACAAAAAAGAAUAUAUUUUUUAAAGCAUUUUUCGACACCUUUCAUACUCUCCCGGCUUAUUUGCUAUAUAAGGCAGAGAAGGUCAGUUAUUCGCUUUCUGGCUAAGAUGGGGGAAAGCAGUGUUCCUCACUGGCAUUGUUUUGUACAAGUUUGUUAACAAAUAAUGUUGACGAAUACUCUCAAUGGGCUUGCUUUACAAAGGCAGCAGACUCUAAAAGUAAAAUAUUAGCACAAUCUUUGGUUAAACGAGUUAUUCUAGUAAGAUUUCAUUCUAUCAAUAGAUUUCAUCUCUUGACAAAGAGUCGCUUUCCUUGAAACCUCUCUUUUCGUUUUUUUAGGCUGGCGAGAACAAAGACCCUGCACGCGCUUUAUUUUUUAUAGUUAAUAUAAUUAUUGCUUAUUGGAUUAAUAUUUAAUAUAAUAUAGGCGCAUACUUACCAGAUCGAUUGUAGCGUAUAAUCUCUGUCAAUAAAGAACUUUAUAUAAUUAUACAGUUCGCGUAACAUGUUAUAUCGCUUUAAUCUUCCCGCUUUGUGCCGUUGUCUAGUCUGUACAAGACUGCAUUUUUGCUCUAUUCUGUGACUGUUAUAUAUGCAUGGCUGUAUAAUUGCAAUUCAUACAUGGGACGUGUUGUCACACGACAGACAAUAUAGGAUGUCCCACGCAACUUACUUUUGCGCGGGGAACUUUCCCGUUGUAAAAUGGCAGUUGAGCGGAAAUGAAGGCAGAACAUUUGAGAAAAUUUCGAAAAUUUGGAGUCUCUAGAUUGUCUGAAAUGGCAUUUUCAGAGUUUUGUCUACCUCUUUUCGCAAGGCCCAACACGUAAGAGACAAAAUAAAUCAUUAGUUCAUAAAAAAGAUGCAGAUUUUGUUGAAUUUUCUUGAAAAUGCGCGGACAGAAAUUCAGCUAAAAUAUUUAUAUAUACGCGGGUUUUCCCAUUUUUGUGGCUGUCAGUCCCAGUAACGCAAAUCCCAUUUUCCCAUUCCUAACAUAGACAAAUCCUAGUUGGUUCCCAUUUUACCCCUUCAUGCAGGAGCCUUUCACUCUUAAUCUCUAAUCCAUAAUCUGUAUUAUGUUUCAGAAACAACAAUUCUAGAAGAUAGUGCGUUGGACACGCCUGAUACCCCGGGAUGUUGUGAAGAAACAGCACAUGAUCCACAGCAAGAAGACGACGAUGCUUCGACAAGCGAACAAGGUCCUUCAGACGGUCAAAAAGAGAAAAACAAGAAGGAAAAAUCUUCCAUGAAAUCAAAGGCACACAGACCUCAUCAUUUAAAAAUACCCAAGGCGCUGCAAAGGUCGUUUUCUGCUCAGUCUAAUGGAAAUCAGCAGGCAAAAGGUAUUUAAAAGCUGUUUCAAUUUCACAUUAACCAAUUGAGUGGUAGCUUUUUCCCCUUGACGAGUAAAAUUGCUGGUGUAAGACAGAGUAAAAUAACAAUGUAUAAGGCGCAUUAGGGAGCAAUGCCACUUAAAGAGUUAACUAGACACACCACCAUGACUUUUCCCCUGACGAGAAAAAUCGUGUCCAAAAAUGUUGAGUGAAAAUUUUUAUUUAAGUCAUGCAAACUUAAUCCAAUAUCAGCCACUUGAAAAAACGUGAUGUCUUUAUUGGGCGGUGAAACCGCAUAGUGCUUGUUAGUGGGCGGUGAAAGCCUACUGUGUAAUUUGAUAUCUGAUAUUUGACUUGGCUUUUCAGUUAAAUUUACAAUAUUAUUACACUAAAUCCUAAAUAGUCUAUAUAAUGACCACGACUUUUGACUUGUGACUUUUGUAAUAUAAUUUUUAAUAAACAAUGAAUGGGUACACAAAUUUACAAUAUCAUUAUUACACUAAAUCCUAAAUAAUUUAUAUAAUGACCACGACGAUGACUUUUGUACGGCUACACAUAGACCAUAGACAAUCCAGAAGGCAUCAUAUGUUUUCUGGAUUGUCUAUGCAUAGACAUUUGACCAAUAAGCUAGUUUUUACUGUAUGUGCAUGCGUGCGACUUUCGCAUUCAUGAUCAUCUUCUGUAGUGGUCAGCAACAACAAUUGUGACAACUGACAAGGCAAGGAAUUUUUAAAUGCUCAUAGGCAGGGGCCGCGGAACCGGGGGGGGGGGGCAAUGGGGGCAUGUACCCCCCACUUUUCUUAAAAGUGAAAAAAGUGCCCUUUUUUCUGGGCUAAAAUACCCCAUUUAAAAAACGAAAAAAGUAUUUCUUGAAUAAACGCCCUCUUUUUCUGGAAAGAAAAUGCCCUUUUCGCAGUAGUAAAGACUCUGUAAAGGCCAUUUCCGACGUUAGAGAGACUCCAUAUUUUCAAAAAUUUUCGUUCGGCUCGUGAACGUCAUAAAAUCGUUUGAUUCUGGUCAUAUACAAAAGUGCCCCUUUCGGUCAAUGCCCCUCCACUUUCGAAAUGCUUCCGCGGCCUCUGCUCAUAGGCAUUAAUUAUUGAUCCAAAAAUUUUAAAUGAAAAUUUUGAACAAAGUCAAACGUAACCCAACAUCAGGCACAAUGUUCAAACAAACCCAACAGUAUAUUUGGCUUUAGAUUUCUUCAUUAUGCAGCGUAGGACGUUUAUUAGGGAGGGGUAUGAGGUCUUAUGGCUUCUUUUAUCGGGCCUUUUGUUACAGAAAGAAAGAGACUUAUUGAGAGUGGGAGGCUAAAAAGGGAUUUUCAGUAAUUAUUUUUAAGAGCCACUUAAUGGGUCAAGUUAUGCUCCUUAACAGCUCAUUCAAAUGUGUUUCCUCUAAUCACAGCCAUCAGUGUUGCUGUAUUUUUGGUGGAAAAAGUUGGUCGUUUGUUGAACCUGGAGUAUGGCAAAGACACAACUGCUGGUUUGAUCUGUAAAAUGAUGGUCGAAAAUCUCGCCAUGUCCUCACAGGCCAAAGACGUGUUUUGUAUUUGGCUGGUCUCGCCUUUAUUACGUAAGUCAGGCUUUACAAUAUUGUUAAAUAUGGUAAACCCAACUCGAUGUUUCGAAUAGUUUGAUAAACUGAGUAAAAACAUAGACAGAUUUUCAGAUUUGCUCUUGGGGUGCUAAGAAUUCGGGGGAGGGGGUGAGCGCGCCGCCAAACAGGCUGCAGUAGGAGUCUGGGGGCACAUUCCCAGUGGGGAUAGGAUUAGGGUAAGGCCAGGAAACAUUUUCAGAUUUUUGGUCUUGUUUAGUUUAAAAUCCUUAUUCCAAUUAUACUACUGUCAGUUUAAGCCAUUGAGCAUUCAAAAAUCUGGGGGGGGCGAUGAAAAUUUUUGUAAUGGGGUUGGAAAACAUUCUGAGGGGGUGCAUCACACUGCACACACGCACACCACAGAAAAUCAGUCUAUAUGAGUAAUAUCCAUAUUCCUAGUGUUGCAUUUUAUUCCAAAUAACUUGUAAACACAACAACCAUGCACAUCUUUUAGAAUUGCAAUUAAAGGAUCAUCACCAACCACUACGAAUGCGCAUGAAAUGGCCAGAUCUUUUAAGGAGGUUCACGGCUGCUUCGACAGAAAUGAUAGAAAAAGGUGAGGCAUAUCACGUGCAUGUUUUCACUGGAAUUGUUUUCAAAAUCCUUACUAUGGAAAUAGUAUGGAACUCAGUUGAAAAUAGUAGGGAAAUCAAAUUUUCAUACUUAUUGCAAUUUCCAUACUGUGGAUAUAGUAUGGAAAAAGUAUGGAUAUACUAUGAAUCUUGUGAUGCAAUCGCAAAUUUCAUAAUAUGAAUUUCACUAUCAGUUUUUUCCAGUGUAAAUUAUUGACCAAGAAAGAUUGGAUAUUUGGGAUUAUACAUUAUAGCAAGCCAAUAUAUACUACAUAUUUAAUUCCCUAUUACGCCCAGAAUGUUGAAUUAAGUAUUCGUAAUAUUUAUCUUACUGCUGAAGGAACUCAAUAAUCUGGGUCAACACACUUAACAAUUGUCAAAUUUCAUCGUACAUUAUCCAAACACGAGGAAUGCCGAAAUAGUAUGGAUCUUACUUGAAAAUAGCACGGAAAUCCAAUGUUCAUACUAAUUGCAAUUUCCAUACUCUGGAUAUAGUAUGGAAAAAGUAUGGAUAUACUAUGGAUUUGAUGAUGUAAUCACAAAUUCUAUAGCAUGAAUCUCACUAUGUUUGUUCCGUGCAGUGGUCCGUUGUGGCUUUUGAACAUUUCUUCUCUGGUACUAUUUUAAGUAAAAUUGUAUUUUUUUUAUGUUGUAGAUGACCCAAUUUUAAGUUUUCAACGUAACAGUUUUUUCCCGUUACAGGAUGAGAGAAAGGUAUAAUUAAAAAUUCACAAACUUUUUUCUGUCAUGAACCAAAGUUCCAUGCAUGUUCGAUUGUCGAACAGCGUAUUCCCCACUUGUAGAAGUAGGGUAG